AUCAAUUAGAGCCGUUCAUAUUUUCAGAUUGAAAACAACGAUUGAUAGACCCACGUUGAAGGAAACCAAACUUCUAAUUCUUCCGAAGCUGUGCAGGUACUAUCGGGAUAUUUAUACAAAGGUCUUUGAACUCCUUGCUACGCCUUAUACACCAUGAGGGCCUUAACAGUCCUUCUUUUGACAGCAUUGCUGGUUGCUAUGGUAACCGGACAGACCUCCUACCCACCAUAUCCAACAUCUUACUACCCGGACAACCCGUACCCGUACCCGGACUACCCGGAUCCGGAACCGCAACCGUUCCAGAAUCCAGGAGAGAUCAUUCCUGGCUCUGGGUUUAACAUCGAAUUCCUGAUCAACGCUGCUGGUGGUAUCUGGCAGCAGGAUCGGGUCAUUGAUUCAAUGGCAUAUGUUUGUAAGGAUGUCCUUCCGGUAGUCGGUUCGAUGAUACCGGAAGUGGACCCUACAAGUCUGUAUUGGGGUUUCGUCUGUGAUGAGGUCAUCGAAGCUUCUAAAGAUCUGGAUGCAUUUGAUGCAACGGGAUUCUGCAAUGACAUAAUAACUGUGAUCACUGACUUGAUAUCUCAGGAGAGUGGCGAAAGAUAUCGCAGACAAGCGGAAUAUAUGGAUGAUCCCCUGGGUAUCAUCGAGAUCCUGACCAACAUCACCAGAGACCUCUAUGGAAUCGACAUCAACAUGAUCAUCAAUGACCCAUCUACAAUCAACACCAUCUGCACCAACGUCAAGAAGAAUUUCUUGAGACCAUCUCUUGAAGAUCUCAUCUCUCAGUUCGCGACUGAACUGAUGAGUGCAUUUCUACCCCAGGCAGCUCCGAUAUGUGACAACUGGGAAGGUUUCCUCGAGGACUUAAGGUUGGACUCCACCUCUCCAGUGUACCAUAUCAUCGAGAAGGCUGCUAAUAUCGGAUCUCAAGCCGUGGGGUACGACGACUUUGACGCGCUAUGUGAGGCCAUCACCCAGGCCCUUGAAAAUGAUGACAUCAACGCGAGGAGAACAUUCUCCAGAAAUGUCAUCGAGAGUGUCAUCGACCUCCUGGAGAACGGAGAAAGAUGUACAGCUUUGGGCAAUUAUGCUAUCACCAGCCUCGAGGAAAACAGCGCCCUCAACAGCGGCGGCAUCGAUUACUACCCGUCUUCCUAUUCUAUUGAUCAUCUACUCUAUCUUUACACCGGUUUCUGGUCGGCCGAGGACAUUUGUUAUGCAUUGGAGGAAGCAUUUACUACCGAAGUGGAACUACCUACCCCUCGAGUCGAUUUCAUUCCAGGAACGAACCUCACUCUUAAGUUCUUCGUCAACGCUGCUGGGGGUUUGUGGCAACAGGACCGCCUCGUCGACACCCUCGACUAUGCUUGUACUGAUGCCCUCCCAGCAAUCACCGUAAUGGUACCUGUCGUGGGUUACUACCGUCACUACUACAACCCUAUCUGCCAGGAGAUUAGGGAAGCAGCAAGAGACCUUGAGGCUUUUGACUCGACCGGCUUUUGCGACCGCAUCAUGGAUAUGAUUAGCGACAUAUCUCCUGGUGACACUGAUGGUGGUAUUGGAACCUACGACAUCGCCGGAUCCAUACCAGAUCCCAUGGGCAUCAUCGGAACCCUGGUCAACAUCACCAGAGAACUCUACGGAAUCAACAUCAAUGACAUCUCCACGAUUUGUCCUAAUGUCCAUCAGUUCUUAGAUCAGCCUCUUCCUGGGAUUUUCUUAGAGUUUGGGACUGAGUUGAUGAGUUCGCUACUGCCACUAGCAGAGCAAGUCUGCGAAUGGGACGCUUUCUUAGAAGGGUUUGGAGUUGAUUCAUCCUCGUCAUAUUAUCAAAUUAUCGAGGACGCUGCUCGUAUAGGAUCUCAGGCUAUGGGAUAUGAUAGUAGACAGGCUCUUUGUCAAGAUCUGGUCCGCGCAAUCUCUGCUGAAGGAGACGAAGCAAGCAUGACAUUCUCCAGGAAUAUCAUUAUCAGAAUGUUCGAGCUACCGACAGAUGCAGAUCGUUGUUCAAUUCUGGUCAGCGAAACUCUUGAAGGUGUCCUAGAACCAGUACUCCAUAAUGUUCUUCCUAAUGGGCCUUCCGUUCAUAUUAGCGACUACCUGAUUUCUCGUUACACCGGCUAUGAGAAUGUCUAUGAAAUCUGUCAAGAUGUAGAGACAGCAUUCACGAGUGAGGUGCCACUUGUCCGUCCAACUUACGGGGAACUCUUCCCUGAUUCUGGUCUCACCGUAUCCCUUCUCAUCAACCUGGCUGGUAGUCUUUGGGAGCAGGACCGCGCCGUCGACUCUUACGCUUACGUCUGCACCGACAUCCUACCAAUCAUAGCAAGGACCAUCCCCGACUUCCGGGGGACAGAGAGAUACUGGAAGCCAAUCUGCAACUCCAUUGUCGAAGCAGCUGAUGACUCUAAUGGGUUCGACGCAACGGGAUUGUGCUAUGACCUUGAGCGCAGGUUCUCAUCACUUCUCGGUCCUGUCAUGACCGAAGAGACAUACCCAGAAGUGCCGACUUAUAAUAUGUCAUCAGAAGGGAAUUGGUCGUAUACGUAUGAAACGAUGGUGUAUGUCAGUCCGUUUGUACAGCUCCUAAUGAACAUCUCUGAAAUCUACGGGAUCGAUAUCAACAACAUAAGCACUGUCUGCUCCAUAGCCAGUGACCUUCUAGAGCCUUCCCUGAGUGAUCUCGUUCUGGACUUCGGCUCUCGGAUCCUCAGUUUCUUCCUCCCACAGGCCAGUCCGAUCUGUGAAGACGUCGAUGCUUUCCUGAGUAGUACCCUGACAUCAUUCGGAAUUGUUCCGUCCUCACCCUACUAUCAAGUCAUUCAGGAUGCUAUUGACAUCGCACCUCGCCUCGUAGGAUAUAAUAGCAUAGAUGCCAUCUGUCAGCAAAUGAAUCAAGCACUUCAAAACGAAGACAUCGAUGACCCGGCGAGACUGGAUUUUACAAGGGGUCUCAUCUCAAAUCUACUGUCUCUCACGACCGCUGUGGGGAGAUGCGGAAGCAUAGCCGAUGACAUCAUCCAUGACGUCAUAGAACCUCUUAUCAAUAUUGGCAAUCCUGGAGAGAGGUUUAACAUCACUGAUGAUUUAAUCCAUCAGUAUACAGGCUUCAUGGGAGUGCAACCGAUAUGCAGGGCAUUGGCCUCCGCAUUCAGAGGAUGCCCGAAGCGCUUCGAUUUGGAUGCUUGUGGAGUAUGUGUGCCACGACUCGCAGGAAGCAUUGAGUAUCACUUCACGUCUGACGAGAGAGAUUGCACAGGCAGAUGCCCCCGAGAUGACGAAUACGGUGCUAUAUUAAAUGAGUGUGGACGAUGCGUAGCAGGGGCGACUGGACGACCCGUCAAUGCAGGCAUGAAUGAAUGUGGUUCAUGUGGGUACCUUGGUGGCCGUUCCUGUGUCGGCUGCGACGGAGUGAUAAACAGUGGCAACGUAUAUGAUGCGUGUAUGGUGUGUGGUGGAGAUGGCACAACAUGUACUGAGGUAUCUUCUAUCUAUCCUAAUGUCAUCCCAGCAGCAACACAACAUGAGAUCACUAUUUCUGGAGCAGGAUUCGACCCAGCUCCAGAUUGUCGAUUCAGGAACCAAGUGGGCACUCUGAACCGGCAGGUUACCAUGGCGACAUCCAGUGCAUCCGAAGGAACGUGCACCAUUACUCUUCCAGCAGCAGGCACAUACGACCUUUUACUAAUAUUUCCUGGUAACUCCGAGCCCGUGGAAACUUCAAUUACACUCGAAGUCUAUGCCCCGGUUACCAUAGCGUCAGUAGCACCGGAAGAGAUUACCCUCGAUCCAACAUCACUUGCCACCUUGACCUUUACCGCUGCUGCCAACUCCAACUUCCAGGCCGUUGAGGGCAUAACACCAUACCUCAUUUUUGAGAAUGGUUUGGAACCUCUGGCUGGAGAGAUCAGUGGUGAUUCAAUGCAGGAGCUUACGUUUACCCUUCGAUCCCCACCCACGCCAAUGGAGUUGGUUGUCUCCCCGUCUCUCAAUGGAAUAGACCUGUUACCUGGCGGACCUUUCAUGGUAACAUUCUUCGCACCAGCACCCGCGAUCGGCUCACUCACGUUUUUUCCUUCAAAAAACAGACUCCUACUUGACUUCGAGGAUGGAGUUCGAACCGACGACAUUGACGACUGCAGCACCGUAUUCCAAGAUACUCCUGAGGAGAAUGGCAUCGCUAGAAAUAUUCUAGGAACCGGAAGCAGUUGCAUGAUCAUCAGAGGCAACCGCGUCAUUAUGAUCACUCUUGGAGAUGGGGAUGAUCUCAUUGGACCAGAUGAUACGCUUACACUGCGCGGUGAUGUUAUCUUCAGCCGAUCCGACUUCUCUCGAGCGGUGCCCGAGUCAGUCCUAGCCGUUGAGGUCGGGGAAAUCCCCACAGUUGAAGUGGUCUUGCGAGGCUUCUCAAAGAUCAGUAGCUGUGGAGACGUACAGCUGUCGGCUCGAGGAACAAAAGGUGGCGCCGGUCGACCUUUGACCUAUAUGUGGUCCGUCCAAUCAGAGGGUGAUGUUUCAAACGAACUUGAAGCAGCAGUUACCGCAAUUACGACAGUAGACUUGACGGUAGAUGGGGCCCUCCUCACAGCGAAUCAAGCCUACACAUUCUCCAUCGAGGCAGUGAACUUCUUAGGCGGCCCAGGCUCCAAAUCCAUAGUUGUGAUGCGGUCAUCAGAGCCGGUUCCCGAUCUGAGGAUCAAUCCGCGCGGCAUAGACCCGGAGAACGUACCUGUGUCCCAAAGGUUCUUCCUUGACGCCGACGUGACCUUCUAUUCGGACUGUGUGGGCGCUGGUCCAGAGGAGACAGAGUUCGUUUGGACAGCUAAUACGGAGACCUUUGAUAAUAGUAUCCAUGCGGGGACUGCAAACUCCAGAACUCUGGUCAUAAAGGCCUUCUCUUUCCUUGGCGAUUCUGAAGUCACGUUCACUGUCCAAGCCAGACGGGCUGGUGCUACGUCAGGCCCUACCAGUGACAUCACAAUACGUUUCGCAUCAUCUGAGCUUGUUGCUACGAUACGAGGGGGCAGUGAAAAAAGUGUGGGAGUGGACAGUGGGAUGGUGACUCUUGAUGGUUCACGGUCACGUGACCCUGAUCAACCAACCGGUUCAGACCAGUCAGACUCUACUGAUUUGACGUACGAAUGGAGUUGCGAACAGACGACAGAUGCCACAUAUUGUACAAGCGCGCAAGACGGAUCCAUGUUCCCAGCUGACAAUGCUACAUCAUCAUCAACUUUGACCUUUGAUGCCGAUGACAUGACCCCGGAAAGACUUACCAGUUCACUUUGGAUGUAG
Molecule: messenger RNA, 5295 nt
Organism: Strongylocentrotus purpuratus (purple sea urchin)
Lineage: Eukaryota; Metazoa; Echinodermata; Echinoidea; Camarodonta; Strongylocentrotidae
Exons: 20
Coding region: 154-5295 (1713 amino acids)
Source: RefSeq, a predicted model, not a curated record